CGUUUCCGGUUGCGGGUCAGUCCCAGCGCGUUUUGUUUGGGUGCUUUCUUCGCCGUCUGUUUUUGUUUCCUAAUCCGCUCUCAUGUACCGGACGCCGGACCGAGCUCAGCGGAGCCCCGCAGCCCCGCGGCCGGCUGUGAGAUUCCCCUCCCCGGCCUCCGGCUGGGGUUACCCCCGCUCGCCCUACGGAAGGUCCGGGCAACGGGGAGCAUCUCCCCGCGGCUGCCCCGCUUACUCUCCGGCUUCCCCGGGUUACUCCCCGGGCUACUCCCCGGGCUCUCACAGAGGAUACAGGGACGGCUCCCCGGUGGGGUUCCGGGACUCUCCAGCCGGGUUCGGCAACGGGUCCCGGGGGUUCGGGGACUCUCCAGCCGGGUUUGGCAAGGGGUCCCGGGGAUUCGGCAACGGGUCCCGGGGAUUCGGGGGGCAAAUGCGGUGCAGAGGGAGCGGAGGUUUACGGCGACCUCAGUCCUUUAGUCCCGCCUCAGCUAACUUCCAGGUGGAGAAGUACUUCAGUCCGUCGAUGCUACAGGAUCCCUGGGCAGCUCUGCAGCCCGUCGCCGUCAGGAAGUAACCAGCAAGAGACACUCAACAGACAGGAAGCAACCAGCAAGAGACACUUAACAGACAGGAAGUAAACAGCAAGAGACACUCAACAGACAGGAAGUAACCAGCAAGAGACACCGACAGACAGGAAGUAACAACAAAACAUCAGCAGCACCACAAACAGUUUCUCUGAGCGUGCUCAGUAGAUCAGCUGAUCAGAGAGAAGACCUUCUGAGCGCGCUCAGUAACCAGCACAUUUCACUGAUUUCAGGGAUUUUUACUCAAUGAACUGACAAUGUUUUUAACAAAGUUUUUACAUUUUUAAGCGUCCAAUUCUUCUUCUUCUUUGAGGGUUUUAUU
This is a messenger RNA of Etheostoma cragini (Arkansas darter), 906 nucleotides long. RefSeq names its product M-phase specific PLK1 interacting protein (gene mplkip). The transcript has 2 exons. The coding region runs from base 83 to 574 and encodes 163 amino acids. Lineage: Eukaryota; Metazoa; Chordata; Actinopteri; Perciformes; Percidae. The record is from RefSeq and is a predicted model, not a curated record.